Colletotrichum graminicola M1.001 is the source of this 1614-nucleotide messenger RNA. RefSeq names its product cytochrome P450. Bases 1 to 1614 code for a protein of 537 amino acids. NCBI's taxonomy places the organism in Eukaryota, Fungi, Ascomycota, Sordariomycetes, Glomerellales, Glomerellaceae. The record is from RefSeq and is a predicted model, not a curated record. Gene Ontology annotation, molecular function: heme binding; iron ion binding; oxidoreductase activity, acting on paired donors, with incorporation or reduction of molecular oxygen, reduced flavin or flavoprotein as one donor, and incorporation of one atom of oxygen. The transcript is spliced from 4 exons.
AUGGCGCGAGAUUACUUUUACCUUGCCUCGUCGGCCGUCCUAGGGGGUUAUGUUCUCUGGACGACCGCCGAGACGUACGUCCGCUGGAGUCACAACUCCCAUCUCGCUUCCUCCCACGCCCACGCAAGCCCCGUACUUGCCGCCCUCGUGUUCCUCCCCGCCCUGGUACUGUACAACAAGGCACGGUUUCUCCUCAAGGCGAGGGCUCGCGGUUGCGGCGACACACCCGUGUACCCGCACACGGACCCGGUGUUCGGCAGCGACUGGGUGCGGGCCUCGCUCGCGCGCCAGCGCGACCACGGCGUGCUCGAGUGGUGGCAGACCGUGUUCGCGAAACUGGGCCACACGUGGUGGUUCAAGACGCCGUCGGGGUGGGUGCUCAUGACGGACGAGCCGGCCAACAUGAAGGAGAUGCUGGCCACCAACUCGGACGACUUCUCCAUCAAGGGGCCGCGCAGGGACGUGAUGCUGCCGAUACUGGGGCCGGAGGCCAUCUUCUCCUCCAACGGGGACGUGUGGCACAGGGCCAGAGCGAUGAUGAGGCCGACCUUUGUGAGGAACCAGAUUGCGGACUUGAGAUGCUUCGAGAGGCAUGUCGGAAACCUGAUGGCGAGGAUCCCGAGGGACGGCUCGCCGGUGGAUCUGCAAGAGCUGUUGUACAUGAUGACGAUGGACUCGGCGACGGACUUUAUGUUUGGGCACUCGACAAACAUGCUCACGGAGCCGUCCCCCGAGGCCCGCCACUUCACCUCGACCUUUGAGUACAUCACAAUCCGUUCGGCCCUCCGCACGCGUCUCGGCCUCCUGGCCUUCCUGGACGACGACAAGAAGUGGCACGAGGGGCUCGCGACCAUCCACCGCUUCUGCGACCGGUACAUCGAGCGCGCACACGACGACCUCGCCGCCAACGAGGGCAAGACCGACAAGGCCGACCCGGAGCGGGGAUACGUGUUCCUCAACGAGGUCAUGGGGCAGCCGGGUGUGACGCCCGAGUACGUCCGCGCGCAGCUGCUGUCCAUGAUCCUCGCGGGGCGCGACACGACGGCCUCGACGCUGUCGUCGCUGUUCUGGAUCCUGGCGCGCGACGGGCGCGUCAUGCGGAAGCUGCGGCGCGAGGUUGACGAGCUGCAGGGGCGGAAGCCAUCGUGGGAGGAGAUGAAGGACAUGAAGUACCUCAAUAUGGUGCUUAAGGAGAUUCUGCGGCUUUACCCGACCGUCGUAACCAUGUCUCGCUGCACAGAACGGGACACCACGCUCCCCGUGGGCGGCGGGCCCGACGGCAAGGCUCCCGUCUUCCUCACGAAGGGCACGCUGGUGCGGUGGUCCAUCUUCCACAUGCAACGGAGGAAGGACCUGUACGGCGAGGACGCCGACGAGUUCCGCCCCGAGCGCUGGGAGGAGAGGCGGCCCACGUGGGACUACAUCCCGUUCUCCGGCGGCCCCCGGAUCUGCAUCGGCCAACAGUUCGCGCUGACGCAGAUGAGCUACUUCGUGGUGAGGGUCUUGCAAACGUUCAAGGACAUCUCGCCGAGGGACGACAGGCCGAUUCAGCAGACACUGGGGAUCACGGCGAAGCUGGCAAACGACGUGCUGCUCAGUUUCACGCCGGCUUAG